GAGAGAUUAAACCUUUGUACAAAAAGUUUUUGACCUCUACCUUUUUAUACGGUCUCAGUAUUACAGAACAAUCGACAGGAAUAUGGAGACUGUUACACGUGUAUUUAUUCUCUAUUCACUCUUGGGUCUUAAUAACGGCCAGUUUGGAUUUUCAAAUUCGUACAGUGCUGAACAAUGUGCAUCUAAACUUGCCUGUUCGCUGAAUUACAGCCAAGUUUUCGACUCCAAGAUAAGAGAACUGACCUACCACCAUAAUCUAGAUUUGUUUACACUCCGCAGCUUCUUCACUGAAAAAUUGAUGCCUAUCCAACGGGACGCAGAGAUACUAAAGGUCAAUACAUCCGCCAUGUUCCAAAAUUUUGGCCGGGAAAUUUCGAACGUCUACACGACGUUGGGUCAUGACCGAGAAUUUCUGAACAACCUGACUCGUGGAGUUUAUGAUCUUGGAAAAUCUCUCCAUGGAGAGAUUGCGGUCCGUAUGAACGAUGUUCACCGUCUGGUCGUGGAACUAGGAGGAGUACAGAACAAACUGGGGCUGUUACAAUCACAAAUCAACGACCUGAAGGGGGCCAACGCCACCGAACAGGCGCCGCAACUCGUACAGCCUGGAAAACAGUGUCAAGCUGACAACCACACAUUAGCGGAGCUGGCUGAACUUAAAAAGAAUAACACAUUUUUAGAGAGAGUUUACACGUACGCCGCCGACGCUGUCAAGAGGUUGACGUUAAACUUGGCAGACCGCGACAGACAAAUCUUAUUAUUACAGCAAAAGGUGCAGAAACUACAGAACCAGUCUGCCGGACCCCUAAUCAGCGAUUGUGAUUUUCCUCUUGGGAUGGAGAACGGGACAAUUCCUGACUCCGCCAUCACUGCCAGCGAGACCCACACAAACUACAAUACCGCCGGCGCGCGCAUAAACAGCCAGGCCGGAUGGUAUACCAAUGACAAGUCAAGGUCACAUGACUGGAUCCAGGUGGACCUGGGUCAAAAGAAGCAUGUUACUAAAAUAGCUACUCAGGGAGCCCCGUGUUGUGACGUCCGUGUGACUAACUAUACGAUACAGUUUUCCUCAGAUGGUCUCCAAUGGAUGGACUACCAGGAGAACUGCCAGAAAAAGUACUUUGAUGGUAACACAGACCAGACUUCGAUCAAGCAACACAGCUUGGAACCUCCCAUUAAUGCACGAUAUGUCAGAAUCCACGUGGCAGACUUUUAUAAGCAGCCCAGUAACACAAACAACUACGUGGGCAUGCGCUUUGAGUUGUACGGAUGUUCUGUCAGAACUUAGUAUCUUGUUUAUAUCACAUGGUGAUAAAAUCUGCAAAAUAUUA
Ostrea edulis (European flat oyster) is the source of this 1331-nucleotide messenger RNA. RefSeq lists its product as uncharacterized. Bases 83 to 1288 code for a protein of 401 amino acids. Lineage: Eukaryota; Metazoa; Mollusca; Bivalvia; Ostreida; Ostreidae. The transcript is spliced from 5 exons. The record is from RefSeq and is a predicted model, not a curated record.